CUUCACACGCUGAAAGCUACGGAUACUCACUUUACCAAGAAGCAUGGAUGUCCCUCAAACAUGCGAUUGAUGCUGACCUCAGCCAAGUCUCUGGCUCCAUUUUCCAAAAAAUCGACCGGUUCAUUCGGAACAAUCACAACAACUGGCUUAGUGCUAGCGGACUGACCCCUGCGCGACAGUUAAACGAUACCAAUUUCUUCCCCGGUGUCCGAACCGGACAGAUCCCUACCGCUCUCUUAUUAGCUGGCGUGAACACUCCAGACCACAGCCUCAUUUAUCGGCAAAUUUUCUCGUCGGUAUUGAUGCAAAAUGGUCGUGUUGCCUUGAUCAACCCUGGCACCGACACAGCUUCCUCCCAUUUGCUUGUCGCGUCCGCCGUCAAACAGUUCCUGCAGCCUGACCGAGACGCCAUUGGAGCACUUAACCCGGGUUUACCGCCCACAAUUCUCCUAGAUGAUGAUGAACUAUUUACUCAAGAUAAUUCUCUUCAGUCCUUUACAUCAACAACAAAGUUCACUUACUUGGCCCUAUCCGAAUGGUACCAUACUCGGAAAAAGAUAUCAAAACAUCAAUCACCUUCAAAUCUAUCCAGAGAAACGUCAAUCCCAGCUCCCCAUUCUCGAAGGAGUCUCAGUCAGCCCAGUGCAAAGGUCCCAGGCAGGCAACUUCGGAGUAGCAUGUUUCCGCGUUCUAACCAAGCUCCACGUAGUCUCGGACACCGAGCUGUUGAUGUGGAGUCAGACGUUCAUGCAAAAGCCAUCACACCCGUCAGCAAGAGAUCUUCAUCUGUUUUAUCUGAUCGGACCAAGGAGGUGAGCCUAAACAAUGCCGGGCCCUUGGUAAUCAUAUUACCUCAAGUCGAAUCUAUCCCGAGUCAUGUUUUGGAAGAAUUUAUCCAUCUGACUUCUAUCUACCGCUCUGGAUCAUCCGACGGUUGCUCUCGCGGAUUACCUAUUUACCUGGUUCUCGGUCUUUCCACAAGCCCCGAGAUUGGGUUUGAAUCACGUCUAUGUGCUUCCACGUUGGGUCGCUUGAAGACUGAGCGCUUUACUGUCCCACCUCCGGCCGCGUUUCUGGAGACCGUCUUCGAAGCGCUCAUUCAAUUCCCUGGUUUUCGUCUGACUCACUCCAUGAUCACCCAUCUUGUGGAUUCACUAUUCCUUUGUCUCGACUAUUCCGUGCAAAAUUUCAUGCGUCGGAUUCAGUUCUGCAUGCUAGAACACUAUUUGAACUCUCCGAACCCAGAGUUACUACUACCGAUCGAACGGGCUCGUGCUUAUUUGACCACACUUCCACCAACUGAAUUGGCCAAUAUGUUAACUCUUCACUACCCAUCGGUCACCAGCCUUGUGACCGAUCCGUCCAUAUCACCUCCCGUCAGCCCAACUGGUCGGGUGAAGACGAAGCCCACUGUUGUGGAUCGAUUGGUUACUCAAUUAGCUUCACACUGGAAAGUGCAAUAUCUCGUUUCGCCCGUAUUGAGUUGGUUUCAAUUCAUCUGCUCCUCGCUUUCUGCUCAACCGCUUGGAAAAUCGACGCUUGCUCUCUACCGUACCUGGCUCAAGAACGGUUUGACACAAUCAGAGGAAUUCAAGUUGACGCUAAACUUGCUCAGCGGCCUGACGAAAGAUAACUUGCUUCAGGCAAUAGAUCGAGCCGCUGGUUGGUUGGAGUCACAUCUACAGGACGAAAAAGUUGGUAGAUUCUGCAACCUCUGGUCUCCCAGCAUCGUCCAAGAAUGCUGUUCGGAACUCCGUGAACUAGAGAGGACCACGAGGGACUGGUAUCAAUCAUUAGAUGCCGCAUCUACGAAAAUAAACACGGGUUCCGGAAUCACAGGGCUGGAAACUGAUCCGGAAGGCUCACCCGUCGGAGUCAGUCCGGCCGCACAAGCAUUGAACGGGAAGCAAAAGAUCAGUCGCUGGGGACUGCGUCAGCAUCUUCAGCAAAUCGCGGCUUCCUCUCCAGCGCGUUACAGUUCGCCUUGCAGUCGACCGCAGACGCCGUGGGAACAAGAACGAUCCGCAUUUCUAACCUGGCUACGAUGUGAAUUGUCUCGACUAAUACCUUGUCCAAGUAAUCUACCCCUACACGAAGUCUUCUACGGACCGAUCGGACAACGAACUACAGAUUCUAGCCCUCACCAAAUGAUUUCCCUGUCUGUUCGCAGGCGGUUGAACCCACCUUAUCAGAAGUGUGUACAUCAGGCACUUCGUGAUCCGGGGACAUAUCUGCAGCGCCUUUGGGAAGAAAUGUCCUCCCUAGUGCCCAUGGACCUAUUUGGAGUCAGUCCAAGUGAUUUCUUCGAACCUUCUGGCGAUGUGCACUCUGUAAUCAAUCGAAUGGACCAUCAACUGCAUGCAUUGGCUCAACACAUGGAACAAGAGACCAAUCAGGCUGCACCAACAGAAGGAGAAAAGUUGGGAUCGCUGGUUCUACGGACCAGUAGCAGCUCGCUUGAUUUCCUCAAAGACGCCUAUCAACUUGGUGAAGAUGACCGAGUACACUUCAAUGUUCCGUUCGGUCUACAGGGCUAUGGGCCGGACGGUAUCGAAGUGUCCACAUCUGACAAUGGUCUGACCUUAAGCAUCAAACCACACUCCGAGACUGAGGUUGGACAAAAGCGAAAAUCCGAAGAUGCAUUAGCAAACCAACCAACUGGUGUUCUCAGACCGACUGUUCUAAAGGACGACAAGUCUGGAGGCGAAAGGUUGCAUGUGGAGAUCCCAGCCGACCCGGAAUUCACUGCGGACGACUUGUGCGUACGAAUGGACGCAAACCGCGUCGUGGUAUCCGGUAAAGGGAAGACUAUGGACAAAACUGACAAUUCGAGUAGCACCUUCAUCAAAGAGUUUUCACGUUCAUAUGAUGUGCCACGAACGGUUGACACGUUCUCUAUUUCACAGUUCCAGCUCGAUUCACCAGACAGUCUCAGUCCAGCUCUACCGGACUUGUGCAUCCUCUAUAAGCUUCAUCUGGAGUCGACAAAGAUGAUCAAUCUCUAUGACUGGCUCAUGGCUUUCGCAACCGUGCUUGGAGAGGAAGUUGACAGAGAGCAUCCACCUGCAAAAGCUACACAAGCUCGGUUCUUCCACGGGAUAGCACAACUCCACCAGUUUGGAUACAUCAAACCAACGCGUCAAAAAGCAGACCAUGUAAUGCGAUUGACAUGGGGUAUCGCUGUUUGAACUCCAGAUUUCCACACUCGGCAUUUCUCUGUCCUGAUGAGAACUGAUCUGAACUUUCGUUUUUACUGGCACUUGAGAUGUAGACCUAGUUAUUUUUCUAUCACUCUUCUAUGUUUUUUGUGGGUAUUUUUGUAACUCACCAUGUUUUAUAGCACUCCAAUGAAUAGAUUUU
Molecule: messenger RNA, 3360 nt
Organism: Opisthorchis viverrini
Lineage: Eukaryota; Metazoa; Platyhelminthes; Trematoda; Opisthorchiida; Opisthorchiidae
Exons: 16
Coding region: 48-3188 (1046 amino acids)
Biological process (GO): DNA replication initiation; DNA replication
Cellular component (GO): nuclear origin of replication recognition complex; DNA replication preinitiation complex; nuclear pre-replicative complex
Molecular function (GO): DNA replication origin binding
Source: RefSeq, a predicted model, not a curated record